This is a messenger RNA of Ambispora gerdemannii, 744 nucleotides long. The record is from the annotation of a GenBank genome assembly. Lineage: Eukaryota; Fungi; Glomeromycota; Glomeromycetes; Archaeosporales; Ambisporaceae.
AUGUCUUCACUUCGUAACUCCGUUCAAAGACGAAACCACAAAGAACGAGCUCAACCCUACAAACGAGAACGCUACGGCAUUCUCGAAAAACACAAAGACUAUGUGCUUCGUGCAAGAGACUACCAUGCAAAACAAGAACGCCUCAAAAAGUUGCGCGAGAAAGCGUACUUUCGAAAUCCUGAUGAAUUUUAUUUUAAAAUGAUUAAUUCAAAGACAAAAGGAGGUGUUCAUGCAUCAGAAAGAAACGACGCCUUUUCUGGCGAUGUCAUCAAACUAUUAAAAUCUCAAGACUUGAAUUACAUUAAAACGCAACGAGAUAUUGGAAAAAAGAAAAUCGAAAAAUUACAAAAUCAACUUCAUUUUCUCGUGACAAAUGACGAUGAAGAUAAUGAGAGAGUAGAGAAUGAAGGAACAAAAAAUAUGAAAAAUUUUGAUCCGGCAAAACACUUUAAUACACUACCAGAACUGGUAAAUCGUAAAUUCAAUCGACCACGUAUUGAAAUGUUGGAAAAGCAAGUAUUAGUUUCGCCCGAAGAUAGUAAACAAUUGCAGAAAAUGCAAAACGAACGUAAUAGCAAAUACAAAGAACUGGUUGAUCGUCUUGAACGCGAAGAAAAGUUUGUUACCCUGGAACAGGAACUGAUUACGCAAAAAAACCUGAUAAGCAAAGGACGUCGAAAGAAAAUUGGAAUAGAUAAAAAUGGACUUGCAGUGUACAAAUGGAAGAAUGAUCGAAAGAAAUAA